Diprion similis is the source of this 3889-nucleotide messenger RNA. It is a transcript of the gene Hr38, whose product is annotated as nuclear receptor subfamily 4 group A member 2. The record is from RefSeq and is a predicted model, not a curated record. Gene Ontology annotation, biological process: regulation of transcription by RNA polymerase II; cellular response to corticotropin-releasing hormone stimulus. NCBI's taxonomy places the organism in Eukaryota, Metazoa, Arthropoda, Insecta, Hymenoptera, Diprionidae. Bases 1126 to 3501 code for a protein of 791 amino acids. Gene Ontology annotation, molecular function: nuclear glucocorticoid receptor binding; nuclear receptor activity; zinc ion binding. The transcript has 8 exons. Gene Ontology annotation, cellular component: transcription regulator complex; nucleus.
AGUUACGCGGUGGCCGGCUUUUCGAACGGACGACUAGCACGACUGCUUGCCCAAGACACCCAGACUCGAUCCCGCCUCGGGAGGCUGUCUCUCCCUCUGCGUUUAUCUCCCCUCUGCCUCUCGGUCCAGCACCGAGAUCCGAGCACCAGCGGCUCUGCCCGCUCACUGGGGAGCAGCCGUGUUUCGGAACCGUGAGCCGCAGUCAGUGUUCGUGCCGCGGAAUCGGUUCACUUCAAGGAACCAGAUAGAAGUCGCUCGGUUCUACACUGGCGGGCACGUGGCUCCGGUCAUUCGGAGGGUGACGUGAUCAGUGCAGUGGAUGUUUAAGUGACCAGCCCCUGCAUGCGCUACCCCAGAAACGCUCAGAUCGGGCUUCUGCGACCCACGGUAUCACCAUCGGCAAGUGGGAAGUUUCUCGGAACCGAGGUUCGCCGCACGUCGCCUCCAGGUUCGUCAUAAUGAGAUCGGUAACUGACAUAUCACUCUAGAAUACCACUGCACAAGUAGAAAAGCGAACAAACAUUAUGUCACUUAUCUGAUGGUGAUUAGCAAACCGGCCUGUGGGACAUCCUGGCUCUGCACGAACCUGUGGAUCACCUUUGAAAACCAUUCCAACGGUACAUUAACACUGAUAUGUAGUAUGCCAAUCACCUGCACACCUUGACUUGCAAGUGUAGUUGUUUGAUGGAACUCGCAUCGCGUAAUCAACCCCUGAAUCAGGACUACUGAUGGGAUGCUUUCCCCUUUUCGUAACAGAGUCAUUCCCUUCUCACAUCCGUUCGCUUCACCACCUGCUGAUUAACUGACUACUUCACGGAUGAGGAUUGGGAGUCUCAACUGAUUUCUGCAUCAGUGGCGAUAAUGGUCGCCAUCUGCACUGCGAGAGAGGGUCUGCGUUGAGGAGAAAUUGAAUUGGGUUUAUUAAUGUACAGUGUGUCGUACAAAUGUAAAUAAAGAGAGAGAAAGAGAGAGAGAGAGAGAGGGAGAGAGUUCUUCGGUCAUAACAAACCGUCGAAGGAGCGAAGCACUUUCUCGAGUCCCCCGGCCCCGGCGGUUGCGUCCGGCUGCUUGGGGAUGGUGGCGGAGGAAAGCCGAUGAGAGGUGAACUAGCAGGUUCUUCAGUUGAUGAGAAAAAACCACAGAGGGGUUAGUUGUGCGAUGCGUACUGUCGAGAGUGCCGGGACUACGGAGACUACGACGCCUUGUACCGGGUCAGCCCAGGACCUCCACAUCUGCAGCUUGUACCUGUCGUCCCAACCCUCCUCCGCGGGAGUCCGCAGGAGUUUCGACACCGGAGAACCUCCAUUGGCAGCCUCGGCCUCGGCUGACUCCAACAACAAUGACAAUCAUCACCGGAAUCUAGAGUCCUUCGAGCCCCACCUUGGUCAGCGUCUCGAGUCCAGGACGAAGUGGCAGCUGCAGCAUUCUCCGAUCGGCGAAAGUGAGAACAGUAACAGCAACAGCAACAGCAGCCUGCAACAUCCGAGGGUUUUGUCUUCUUCAUCUGGUGGAGUAGCUCGAAUCGAGGCUGCUGAGCAAUCGGCGCCAGCAACGACGCCACAGUCUCAGGUUCAGCAGCAAGUUACUGGAAUUCUUCAGCAGUGCAACGCGGGUCAAAUUUCCUCCCCCGUAUCCACGAACGUUAUAGCAAUAAAUUCAGCAGCUCCUUCGGUAGCCAUAACCGCCUCAAACGCGGUUCCUCCAGUGAACCGAUUAGUGCAAUCACAUCCUGCUGCAGGUGUCAACAACGCUGCGACAACCACCACAGCAUUUACCGUCGCUUCAAGUAUGCUCCUGCUGCAGACACAGAGCCCCUUCGGAUGUAGCAGUUUCGCGGACCUCCUAACGGCGCCAUACGCGGACCCAAUAGAGGGCGGUAAUUUGUCAGAAGAGCUUGACCCGUUCCCGGAACUAAGUUUGGGUAACCAGACGCACCAGGGAACGGUCUCGACGGAGUCACACAGCGCGAAUUCGCACCCCCAGCUGUUACCGGGUGACGUGCAGGCGGACUCGCUGAGUCCAACCCCGCUUCCCAGCUUCCAGGAGACCUACACCGUCCAGCGAUACACGAGGCAGGAGCUCCAGGGUCUGGGGAUCAAGAUGGACGAGGAUUGCUACAGCAACCAGGUCUACCCCACAGGCCCAUACCCAGAGUACCAGGCUGCAGUGACCUACAGCCACCAUCACCACCAUCAGGCCUACUACCAACCCGAACCCCCUCCGACCCCCGUUCCCCAGGAGUCUCAGUACUCACCCAUGCCCAUGGUGUACAGUUCGCCUGCCACCACCCCCGUGCCUCCGCCUUCGACCGUUCCCAUCGACCUUCACACCGCGGCCACUGUCACACCCAGGCAAGGACGCGCGGCACUUCCUCUUCAGCGGUCAGAGUCGACUAGUAGUAACGAGUCACCAAAGCCACGAGGAGGUUCGGGGUCCGUGGGAUCAGCCUCACCGGGUACAGGUGAACGGGCCCCACCAAGUCCGAGUCAAUUGUGCGCAGUGUGUGGUGACACGGCAGCCUGUCAGCACUACGGGGUGCGAACAUGCGAGGGAUGCAAGGGUUUCUUCAAGCGGACGGUGCAGAAAGGUUCGAAGUACGUGUGCCUGGCGGAGAAAGCUUGUCCGGUGGAUAAGCGCCGGCGGAAUCGGUGCCAGUUUUGCAGAUUCCAGAAGUGCCUGAUGGUCGGGAUGGUCAAGGAGGUCGUCAGGACGGACGACCUCAAGGGUCGUCGCGGCAGGCUUCCCUCGAAGCCUAAGUCGCCCCAGGAGUCGCCUCCUAGUCCGCCCGUCUCCAUGAUCACAGCCCUGGUUAGGGCACACCUAGACACAACCCCGGAUCUUGCCAAUCUAGACUACUCCCAGUACCGCGAGCCGGGACCGGCUGAACUUCCGGUUACCGAAGCCGAGAAAAUUCAACAGUUCUACGGACUACUUACCACCUCUGUUGAUGUCAUACGUAAUUUCGCUGACAAAAUACCAGGAUUCACGGAACUCGCCAGGGAAGAUCAGGAGUUGCUGUUCCAAUCGGCAAGUCUGGAGCUUUUCGUUCUGCGGCUUGCCUAUAGAACGAAAUCGGACGCGACUCAACUGACCUUCUGCAAUGGGGUUGUUUUGGCCAGAGCCCAGUGCCAGAGAAGCUUCGGGGACUGGCUUCACGGCAUUCUCGACUUCUGCCAAGGUCUUCACAGUCUCGACGUUGAUAUCAGCGCGUUUUCUUGCCUCUGCGCUUUGACGCUCGUCACCGAGAGACACGGUCUGAAAGAGCCGCACAAGGUGGAGCAACUGCAAAUGAAAAUAAUAGCCUCGCUAAGGGAUCACGUUACGUAUAACGCAGAGGCCCAGCGUAAGGCCCAUUACUUUUCGCGUCUUUUAGGAAAAUUGCCAGAGCUUAGAAGCCUCUCGGUGCAGGGCUUGCAGAGGAUUUUUUACCUAAAACUUGAGGACCUUGUUCCCGCCCCGCCACUCAUAGAGACGAUGUUUGUCGCGAGCUUACCCUUUUAAUAAUAAUUACAUAUUACGUAAGAUAAGAUGUUAUAAAUACAUACAUGUAAUGUGUACUAUAUUAUAUGUAUAUUGCAUACAUACACUGCACAAUAUUUAUGUUGAUAUAUCUAUGUGCAUAUAAUAUAUAUAAUAUAUACAUAUAUAUUUUUUUGUGUGUGCAUAUGUAUAUCUUUAUCUGUUUCAUGUGUAUCGCAGUUCAUGUUGUACCUACCUUGGAAUCGAAAGGCUGAAAUUUGUUCAAUCUAUUUUCGGUCUUUCUCUUCAAGUAUCGUGCAUCUACGGUAUAGCACAUAUCUUUUUCGCAUCUUUUUUAGCAUACUUGAGUUAUUUCGUAUACAAUAUAUACGACGUGAUUUUCUUUUAUUUCACUAUACUUGUACAUAGA